Scutellospora calospora is the source of this 232-nucleotide messenger RNA. The record is from the annotation of a GenBank genome assembly. Lineage: Eukaryota; Fungi; Glomeromycota; Glomeromycetes; Diversisporales; Gigasporaceae.
AUGGAUAGUAGAGCAUUGAUUGUAAACGUAGCUCGCGGUCUAGUAGCUCUUGCUAUUUUAGCUGUUUUUCUUAAUAAUUUAAUUUCUCAAAUUAAAAAUGUGAGUUUAGUAACACAAACGCUUAGCGUUGAAAGAAGACAUUAUUUGGUUCCUCCAGCAUUGACUUUUUGCAUUACAAGACAAGUGACCUACACCUUUACUUUAGAGGUUUAUGGAAAUGUUGUUGCCACCG